AUAAAUGCACUCAGGAGGGUUGGGUUCUGUUUCACCCAUUUAUUAAUAAACACAAACACAGGCUCCAUGUUAUCUUAGUGACACACAGCAUUAGAGGGGGACGCUGCUUCAGGAAGAGGUAUUUAAUGGAAGCCACAGAGCCAGCAGACUCCAUCACGGAGACGGACAUCAUGGAAGAACUUGGGAACCAUUUCCAAAAGUGCAUUGAUGAGGUAGAUCGGCUUGUAGCUCAGAGGGAGAGUCUGGCUCAUGAGAUCAUCGUACUCCAGGAACCGAUGCUGCGGGAGAUCAGAGCACUGCAUGGGGAGCUGACUGCUGCCUGGAAACAGAAAGCCAAGGCGGAGCUGGAGUGCCACAGCCUGAGAGAAGAGGUACGCCUGGUCAAGUGGAGCCUUUUCAAGACUACUAGAGAGUGCGUGCAGUGCCAGUACACGCUGGAGAACCAGCGGCAUGAUGUGGCCCAGUUUUCAAUAUCCCAGGAGGAGCUCCAGAACCAAGUCUGCUCUCUUUCUGAGGAGCUUUUGCAGCUCAAGGCUGCCCAGCAGCAGCGCUUAGACCAGUUCAGGCAAAAACUAGAACACUCCCGCAGGCCCAGAAGAAGCCUGGACCUGACGGACUGUCGCAGGUUGUCUCUGGACUUUGAAAGCUACCUGAAGGACGGCAGGAAGAGCGUGGAGGAGUUUUACGAGCCCAAGGUUGUCAGCCUCUUGAAACGGAGGCAGGCCAGCAUGGAGGAUCUGCGGCGGACCCGGGAGCAAGCCGAGGACCUCAAGGACAAACUGGGGCCCCUCAAGAGAGAGGUGGAAGGGCUGAGUCUGCAGAGGACCUGUCUUGAAGAACGGGUGAUGCUCAUCCAGAGAAAGAGGGACGAGGAUGUCUUACAGUAUCGGGAAACAUUGGAAAGACUGGAAGAGAGCAUCAGGGAACUGAAAACUGAAGUGCAGCUGCAGGAGAGAAAAAAGAAAGAGAUGGAAACCUUGAAGAACAGCCUUUCACAAGAGCUUACGGUUUACAAAGGCUGCAUUGAAGUUUAUGAAAAUAUUUUUACUGCCACCGAGAAGCCAAAAGACACAAAAAAAGAACUUUCCUGAGAAGCUAGCUCUCAAAUCCCAGAAGACAUAUAAUGCCUACUUCUAUAAGCAUUUAAGAAAAUAGUCGAUACCAAAAAUAAGCCAUUUUUAGACUUUGUUUCAAUCUAGUGUCCUCCCCCAUGACCAACUUACACCAAACUACCCUCCAUACAAAAAGGUAAAU
This is a messenger RNA of Acipenser ruthenus (sterlet), 1254 nucleotides long. Its product is annotated as syncoilin-like. Lineage: Eukaryota; Metazoa; Chordata; Actinopteri; Acipenseriformes; Acipenseridae. Bases 126 to 1091 code for a protein of 321 amino acids. The record is from RefSeq and is a predicted model, not a curated record. Gene Ontology annotation, cellular component: intermediate filament. The transcript is spliced from 4 exons.